Molecule: messenger RNA, 5466 nt
Organism: Peromyscus eremicus (cactus mouse)
Lineage: Eukaryota; Metazoa; Chordata; Mammalia; Rodentia; Cricetidae
Gene: Xirp1
Product: xin actin binding repeat containing 1
Exons: 1
Coding region: 1-5466 (1821 amino acids)
Biological process (GO): actin filament organization; actin cytoskeleton organization
Cellular component (GO): stress fiber; focal adhesion
Molecular function (GO): actin filament binding
Source: RefSeq, a predicted model, not a curated record
AUGGCUGAUGCCCAGACGCAGGUAGCUCCUACACCAACCGUCCAAAUGAGGACUGGAAAGGACCUACCCCACCCCCCUCCCCCAGCCCUGGAGGGUCUGCCGUUGCCACCACCCAAGGAGUCCUUCUCCAAGUUCCAGCAACAGCGGCAAGCCAGCGAGCUCCGCCGUCUCUACAAACACAUCCACCCUGAGCUUCGAAAGAACCUCGAGGAAGCUGUGGCUGAGGACCUGGCGGAGGUGCUGGGCUCCGAAGAGCCCACCGAGGGUGAUGUUCAAUGUAUGCGCUGGAUCUUUGAGAACUGGCGACUGGAUGCCAUUGGUGACCACGAGAGGCCGGCGGCCAAGAAACCUGUGUCAGGCGGCAACGUUCAGGCCACCUCUCGGAAGUUUGAGGAAGGCUCCUUUACCAGCAGCUCAGAUCAGGAGCCAGCUGGACCCCGGCCAACUGGAGGUGAUGUUCAAGCUACCAGACAGCUUUUUGAGACCAAGCCACUGGAUGCACCAGCAGGCCAUGGGGAGGCCACAGAGGCCACCAUGAAGGAGCCUGCAGCCAGUGGAGACGUACAGGGUACCAGGAAGCUCUUUGAGACACGUCCUCUGGACCGGCUGGGCUCCCGGCCCUCUAUCCAGGAGCAGAGCCCCUUGGAGCUGCGCUCGGAGAUUCAGGAGCUGAAGGGUGAUGUGAAGAAGACGGUGAAGCUGUUUCAGACAGAACCUCUCUGUGCCAUCCAGGAUGCAGAGGGCACCAUCCAUGAAGUCAAGGCUGCCUGUCGGGAGGAGAUCCAAAGCAAUGCAGUGAGGUCAGCUCGCUGGCUCUUUGAGACCCGACCUCUGGAUGCCUUCAACCAGGAUCCCAGCCAGGUGCGGGUGAUUCGGGGGAUCUCCCUCGAGGAGGGAGCCCUGCCUGAUGUCAGUGCGACUCGUUGGAUCUUUGAGACGCAGCCUCUGGAUGCCAUCCGUGAGAUCUUGGUGGACGAGAAGGACUUCCAGCCGUCUCCAGAUCUCAUCCCUCCUGGUCCAGAUGUUCAGCAGCAGCGACAUCUGUUUGAGACCUGCGCCCUGGACACUCUGAAAGGGGAAGGAGAAGCUGGGGCAGAGGCUCCACCCAAGGAGGAGGUGAUUCCUGGUGAUGUUCGCUCUACACUCUGGCUGUUUGAGACGAAACCCCUGGAUGCUCCCAGAGACCAGGUCCAAGUGGGUCAUCUGCAGCGGGUGGGUCACCAGAAGGGUGAGGGGCUUAUGACUGACUGUCUAUCUAGUGAUGGCACUUCAGCAUUGCCUCUGUCUCAGGGUGUCUCCCAGAAUGACGGGUUGAAGGGGGAUGUCAAAACCUUCAAGAAUCUUUUUGAGACCCUUCCCCUGGACAGCAUCGGGCAGGGUGAGCAUUCAACCUGUGGAAAUAUAAGCAGAGCACAAACAACUGAUUCUGCUGAGCAGUCCCAGGGCGCAGAUUCCCCCAUAUAUGCCAUGCAGGACAGCAGGGGACAGCUCCAUGCCCUGACGUCUGUCAGCAGAGAGCAGGUAGUUGGAGGCGAUGUACAGGGCUACAAGUGGAUGUUUGAGACACAGCCCCUAGACCAGCUGGGUCGAAGUCCCAGUACCGUCGAUGUGGUACGAGGCAUUACUCGGCAGGAAGUGGUGGCCGGGGACGUUGGCACCACUCGGUGGCUCUUUGAGACACAGCCACUGGAGAUGAUCCACCAACAAGAGCAGCAGAAACGGCAGGAGGAAGAUGGGAAGGGUCCAGAAGCUCCCCCUACUGAGCUCCCCCAAAAAGGCGAUGUGCAGACCAUCCGCUGGCUGUUUGAGACCUACCCCAUGAGCCAGUUGGCCGAGAAGCAAGAAUCUGAGGUCAUAGACCCCGUGAGCAAGGCUGAAGCACAGUCGUGCACCUGGAUGUUUGGGCCCCAAUCUCUGACCCAGAUAGAAGGCUCUGGAGAACAGCACCUGCAAACUAGCCAGAUCCAAGCUAGAGACAGACAGACAGACAGACAUGUCUUUGAGACUGAAUCUCUGCAGGCAUCCGGCCAGCCCUGUGGGAGAAGACCUAUAAGGUACUGCAGCCGGGUGGAGAUUCCUUCAGGGCAGGUAUCUCGGCAGAAAGAGGUUUUCCAGGCAUUGGAGGCAGGCAAGAAGGAGACGCAGGAGGCCAGGAUAAGCCCUGAGUCCAUCCCCACAGGCUCUGUGCACAAAUUCACCUGGCUCUUUGAGAACUGCCCCAUGGGCUCCCUGGCAGCUGAGAGCAUCAGGGGAGACAACCUCCAGGAAGAACAGCCUAAAGGCUCUGCAGAUCGUGAGACACCAGAGAGGCAGGAGACAGCAGCCGAGAGAACCCUUCGGACUCUGCACGCCACUCCUGGCAUCCUGCACCAUGGAGGAAUCCUCAUGGAAGCCCGAGGGCCAGGGGAGCUCUGCCUUGCCAAGUAUGUGUUCCCAAGCCCAGGGCAGGGGCGCCCCUACAUACGGAAGGAGGAGCUAGUAUGUGGUGAGCUCCCCAGGAUCGUCCGCCAAGUGCUGCGUCGGGCAGAUGUGGACCAGCAAGGGCUGCUGGUUCAGGAGGACACAGCUGGCCAGCUCCAGCUCCACCCACUGAGGCUGCCAGGGCCAGGUGACACCGGGAAUAUUGAAGAUAUGGAUCCUGUGCUCCAACAGCUGCUGGCUUGUGGGCUUGGAGUCUCUGUGGCCAAGACGGGGCUGGUGAUGCAGGAGACAGGGCAGGGCCUGGUGGCCCUGACUGCUUACUCCCUUCAGCCCCAGCUAACCAGCAGGGGCCCCGAAAGAAGUAGUGUGCAGCUUCUGGCCAGCUGCAUAGACAAAGGAGACCUGACAGGCCUCCACAGUCUGCGAUGGGAGCCACCCGCAGACCCAAGUUCUAUACCAGACAGUGAGGAGUCCCAGAGGUUCCCCCCAACUGAGAGCAUCAUACAUGUUGCCCCAUUAGAGCCUACCAUGGAGAUGGGGCAUUUGAGAGUUUCGGGGACCACACCCUGCCCACCUCCACCUCGGGCAGUUGGAAAAGUGGUCCUUCCAAAUGGGAAAGCUGUAGCCCAGGCUCCAUUGCAGGAGGUAAGAAAGCAAACAGAUACCAGCCCUGCCGGGCAGCCGGGGAAGGCAGCCUUAGGAGGGCCGGAGGGAACCACAGCUUCCCCUCAAGGGUCUGGGACCCCAGAUCUCCAGGAAGCCAUGCAAAAUCUGCGGAUGGCAACCGCAGAGGCCCAAAGCCGGCACCAACAAGUUCUGAACAGGCAUUCACGGGGCUCUGACCCUGCAGCCACCUCCACGCCUAGCCGAGAUGUUCCUCUGCAAGCAUCCACUCAGCCUGCCACUGGGGCUACCCAAGGCAGCAUCAGGCCUGUGGCCAGAAGUGAAGCCAGGAUCCCAGCAGCCCCCAGAAAGGUCAGUGGGGACCACAAAGCAGUCCCCAGAGGGCUGCCUGGGGGGUGGGUGACCAUACAGGAUGGUGUCUAUGCUGCUCACCCUGUGAGGACCUCUGACCCAUCUGGGGCUACCCAGCUUUCUGAAAAAGAGCCCCAGCCAAGGAACAGGGAGAGUGCGCUCUCUGCCCAUGAUCCCAGCCCACCCCAGGCACAACCAGGUCAGAGUCCCAGGCCAGGAUAUCAGGAGCCUGGGGGUCAUACACAAAGGGCCUGGGGACCUCUGGGGAAAGUGAUGGUCCCAAUCUGGCCUGAGGGCCUUCAAGCAGCAGAUGCUACCCUGAAGACUGUCCCUCGCACUCACCACACUCCAACAUCGAAACCCCAGGCAGCAGGUGCCAGCCUGCACUCCCAUAAUGCCUCUGUUCCUCCCCCUCCUAAUCUCCCAGCUGCUGUGACAGAACCUGACCACCCAGUUCAAGGCCACCACCAUGAGGACUCCAUCCGGCAGGCCUCCAAGCCCCUGCAGGACCCCCUUCUUCACACUCACGACAGACCUGCUGGACAAAAAAACCCUGAGGGAGCAGAGACAAAAAGCUCCAAACCGGAAUGCACCACGUCUCCAAGAAAGAGACCCCCAGUGCCUCCCAAACCUCCCCAUCUAAACCAAGCCCACCCCCCUCGUAGGCUGCCCAAGCCCUCGACAGUCUCUUCUGACAUCUCAGGAGCAGGACGAGAGCACAAGCCAGGUGAGCCAGACACAGCCAAAGCUCCCAAAACGGCUCCGGAAUGCCUGCCUCCAGCCGAACGCUCCAAGGGACAGACCCGGGCCAAGCCUCAGCAACUUCUCAGCACCAUGGUGUCCAGGCCCAGCAGGGGUCAGCUACCCAGCAGCAACAGCCAGAGCCCUGACUCCCCUAAGGUGGACAUUCCCAACAAUGACUUCGACCCACCACAAAAGGACUUUAGCUCCCCAAAAGAGCAGCCCAAGGACUGUUCCAAGCAGGAGACCGCUGAGAGCCCAGAGACUGUACAAGGUAGCCAUCAAGAGCUCCAGGGCCUCCUAAGCCAAGUACAAGCCCUGGAAAAGGAAGCAACCCACAGUGUGGAUGUGCAGGCCCUGCGGAAGCUCUUUGAGGGUGUACCCCAGCUGGGAGGGAACACCCCUCAGGUUCCCACUGCACCCCACAAGACUGAGGCCUCAAUGGAGCAGGCCUUUGGGGAACUGACUCGGGUGAGUACAGAAGUUGCCCAGCUGAAGGAACAGACCCUGGCCAGGCUGCUGGACAUCGAAGAAGCGGUACACAAGGCUCUUAGCUCCAUGUCUAGCCUCCAGUCUGAGGUUCACACAAGGGACUAUCCACAGAGAACGCCAAAAGUUCCCAGUGCACACAAGGCCAGUGUCUCCACCAGCAGCAGAACCAGACCUAGAGGAUCAAGUCAGGCCAAAGAUGCAAAUGUAGUCAAAAAUCAAGGCAAUGGUCAGAGCCAUGCAGAGGAGCAAGGUCAAGGCAAGGUCAGAAAUCACACAGAGGCCAGAGGUCAGGCAGCAUCGAAUGUCCUUCCCUCCAGGAGGCUGGAGACACCAAGAGAAGAGUCCAGCCUCCAACAAGUCUCACCUUCUUGCAAAGGCUCUACCUCUUCCCCCACUUUCAUCUCUAUCCAAUCAGCUACCAAGAAGCUUCCAGAAGCUUCUAGCCCUCAGGGAAGCCAUUGUAUCUCAGGGAAAAGCACACACCUAGCUCAGGACAUAGGCCAAGCCCUGCUCUACCAGACAGAUAUCCAGGACCAGGCUGGGAUGAUUAUCAAAGGCUCUGAGCCCACGGGGCAGCAAAAGAAUGUUCUGGAAUUACAGACUGGGUCAGUUAGCUCCAAGUCCUAUGGAGCCACUAAAACAGUGACUGAACAGUAUGAGGAGAUGGACCAGUUUGGGAAUACAGUCCUCACUUCCUCCACCACCGUUACCCAGCAGGCAGAGCCGCUGAUGGACCCCGGCCCACAGCUCCGACUCCACACUUCUCCCUUGCUAAGGCAGUUCCUACACAGCCCCUCCAGGUUCAACAAUGAUGUGGCAGAAGCUGAGACAGCCUAA